Molecule: messenger RNA, 904 nt
Organism: Halichondria panicea
Lineage: Eukaryota; Metazoa; Porifera; Demospongiae; Suberitida; Halichondriidae
Product: transmembrane protein 220-like
Exons: 6
Coding region: 100-474 (124 amino acids)
Source: RefSeq, a predicted model, not a curated record
GGUAGGAUCUACCAAUGACGAUUAUUUCCUACUAAGUUUCAAUCUGACUGCUCACUGCACUAGCUAGCACAGCCUAGCCUAGCCACUGGUGGUAAUACUAUGUCGACAAUAGGAUUGGGACUGAUGAUAGUCUUUCUUUCAUUGGCAACAUUUGUACAAUUGAAUGAUCCUGACUCUCUGAUUUGGAUGAUGAUUUAUGGACUUCCUUGCCUGCUUACAUUAGCAGCAUUCAUCAACAGAAACAUUGUAGAGUCAACAUACUGGUGGAUUGCUUGCACAACAGUUUUCACUGGAGUGCUUGCACUGUUUGUUUUACAAACUUCAAUCACCUUAACAGUAGACAACGUUUUGCGUUGGGAUGUAAUCUCCACCGAGGAAGGAAGGGAAGCUAUCGGUCUUGGAAUUGUUCUGAUUUGGCUCAUUUUGCUUUCACACAAGGCGGAUCGAAGAGAUAUUUCGAAAAAAGACUACUGAAAGCUCACAAGAGGCUGUUUUCCUUGGCUCUGGCCGCCAUUUUAAGUGGAGUUAGUCUACAUAUUAUUAUUUUGUGAGAGUUUCUUGGCCUGGAAAGAAAAAAACGCUUCGACCCGCCCUCCAGAAUGGUAAGAAGCAUCAUAUAAGAGCAAGAACACAGAGCUAGAAGUGUUUUUGGAAGUUUAAAAUGACUACUAGUUUAUGUUGUUUCUAGUAACUUGAUGAUCGCUCAGAGCUUCCACUGGAAAACGUUUUGAAGACUGAUACUUGUCAUACAGGAUGAUACACCAAUAUAUUUAUCAUGUAUGUGCUUCAAACUUCUCUCAUGGCAUUUAUAGUUUCACAAAAAUCAUUAUAAGAGAAUCAUGAAUAUUCAUGAGCAAACUGUUUACCGUAACCUUAAUUGUAACAGGCCAAUGAUUUAAUAUUU